Messenger RNA from Hipposideros armiger (great roundleaf bat), 4324 nucleotides. RefSeq names its product syntaxin binding protein 5 (gene STXBP5). The transcript has 28 exons. The coding region runs from base 280 to 3729 and encodes 1149 amino acids. The record is from RefSeq and is a predicted model, not a curated record. Gene Ontology annotation, biological process: Golgi to plasma membrane transport; exocytosis. Gene Ontology annotation, molecular function: syntaxin binding; GTPase activator activity; myosin II binding. Gene Ontology annotation, cellular component: plasma membrane; cytoplasm; SNARE complex. NCBI's taxonomy places the organism in Eukaryota, Metazoa, Chordata, Mammalia, Chiroptera, Hipposideridae.
CGGCGGCGGCCGAAGCGGCGCCACAGCAGCCGCGGCGAGCAGCGGCGGCCUCGGAGCAAGAGGGGUCCCCGCCCGGGGCUCUGGUGGCCGCGGCGCGCUCGUCGUCGCAGUAUUUCCUGUUUGGAUUAUCUUUUGCUUCUCCCCAGCUGCCUCCUUCCCCUCGCACUCCCACUCUCUCCCGCUCCUCGGUCGAAGCUGCCCUCGGCCCGGGCUCGUCUCCCCCGCCCGGGGACGCCUCUUGCCGCCCCUCCCGGGCCGCGGGGGAGCCCCGCCGAGACCAUGAGGAAAUUCAACAUCAGGAAGGUGCUGGACGGCCUGACCGCGGGCUCGUCCUCGGCCUCGCAGCAGCAGCAGCCGCAGCAGCACCCGCCUGGGAACCGCGAGCCGGAGAUCCAGGAAACGCUCCAGUCCGAGCACUUUCAGCUCUGCAAGACUGUUCGCCAUGGAUUUCCUUAUCAACCCUCAGCCCUGGCCUUUGAUCCUGUACAGAAGAUCCUGGCAGUGGGAACUCAGACUGGUGCUUUAAGGCUCUUCGGUCGUCCUGGAGUAGAAUGCUAUUGCCAGCAUGACAGUGGCGCUGCAGUAAUCCAGCUCCAGUUCCUGAUUAAUGAGGGAGCUCUUGUGAGUGCCUUGGCUGAUGACACCUUACAUUUAUGGAAUUUACGUCAAAAGAGACCUGCCAUACUACAUUCACUUAAAUUUUGCAGAGAAAGACACAUCUUCUAUUCCAUAGGCAACCACAUAAAUUUGUGUCCUUUGAGUAAUCCUUGCAGUCUUGGCAGACACAGGAAUGUGGCAGUAGGUAGUCCAAGUUCACAAACAUACACUGCAGGUUAUGGUAAAUCUUCACGGAGAGCUAUCCAACCUCAAGGAGUUCCAGAAUCAGGAGUUGAUGGUGGUCAGCUUUUGAUUGGCUUUGAAUCUGGAACAGUAGUGUUGUGGGACCUCAAAUCAAAGAAAGCCGACUACCGAUACACAUAUGAUGAGGCUAUUCACUCUGUGGCUUGGCAUCAUGAAGGAAAACAAUUUAUUUGCAGUCAUUCAGAUGGCACCUUGACUAUAUGGAAUGUGAGGUCCCCUGCUAAGCCUGUACAGACAAUCACUCCACAUGGAAAACAGUUAAAGGAUGGGAAGAAGCCAGAACCAUGCAAACCUAUCCUCAAGGUGGAAUUCAAAACGACUAGAUCUGGGGAACCUUUUAUUAUUUUAUCAGGAGGUUUGUCAUAUGAUACUGUAGGAAGAAGACCUUGUUUAACAGUUAUGCAUGGGAAAAGUACUGCUGUGCUGGAAAUGGACUACUCAAUUGUUGAUUUUCUAACGUUAUGUGAAACACCGUACCCCAAUGAUUUUCAGGAACCAUAUGCUGUGGUUGUUCUUCUAGAAAAAGAUUUAGUACUUAUAGACCUUGCACAAAAUGGAUAUCCUAUAUUUGAAAACCCCUACCCUUUGAGUAUACACGAGUCUCCUGUGACAUGUUGCGAGUAUUUUGCUGAUUGUCCUGUGGACCUUAUUCCUGCACUUUAUUCAGUUGGAGCGAGACAGAAACGUCAAGGUUACAGCAAAAAGGAAUGGCCCAUCAAUGGAGGUAAUUGGGGCUUGGGUGCUCAAAGUUACCCAGAAAUAAUUAUUACAGGGCAUGCUGAUGGGUCAGUUAAGUUCUGGGAUGCUUCUGCAAUAACUCUACAAGUAUUAUAUAAACUAAAGACGGCUAAAGUAUUUGAAAAGUCAAGAAAUAAAGAUGACAGGCCAAACACAGACAUUGUAGAUGAAGAUCCGUAUGCCAUUCAGAUCAUCUCCUGGUGUCCAGAAAGUAGAAUGCUGUGCAUAGCUGGAGUUUCGGCUCACGUCAUUAUUUAUAGGUUCAGCAAACAAGAAGUGAUUACAGAAGUCAUUCCAAUGCUUGAAGUUCGAUUGUUAUAUGAGAUAAAUGAUGUGGAAUCCCCAGAAGGUGAACAGGCACCCCCUUUGCCAACACCAGUGGGGGGCACGAAUCCUCAGCCCAUUCCUCCUCAAUCUCAUCCUUCCACCAGUAGCAGUUCCUCUGAUGGGCUUCGUGAUAAUGUCCCUUGUUUAAAAGUUAAAAAUUCACCACUGAAACAGUCACCCGGUUAUCAGACAGAACUAGUUAUUCAGUUGGUAUGGGUAGGCGGAGAACCACCACAACAGAUAACCAGCCUGGCAGUCAAUUCUUCCUAUGGACUGGUAGUUUUCGGCAAUUGUAAUGGCAUCGCGAUGGUUGACUACCUCCAGAAAGCGGUACUUCUCAACCUGGGCACCAUUGAAUUAUAUGGCUCCAACGAUCCUUACCGAAGAGAACCCCGGUCUCCUCGGAAAUCUCGACAACCUUCAGGAGCUGGCCUGUGUGAUAUCAGUGAAGGGACUGUCAUCCCAGAGGAUCGCUGCAAAUCCCCGACUUCAGGUUCUUCAUCACCACACAAUUCAGAUGAUGAACAAAAAAUGAAUAAUUUUAUAGAAAAGGUGAAGACCAAAAGCAGAAAGUUUUCCAAGAUGGUAGCCAGUGAUAUAGCAAAGAUGUCAAGGAAGUUAAGCUUGCCUACUGACCUAAAGCCUGAUUUAGAUGUGAAAGAUAAUUCCUUCAGCCGAUCCCGGAGUUCAAGCGUAACCAGCAUUGAUAAAGAAUCCCGAGAAGCGAUCUCUGCUCUUCAUUUCUGUGAAACUUUUACUCGAAAGGCAGACUCAUCUCCUUCCCCGUGCUUAUGGGUUGGCACGACCUUGGGAACGGUGCUCGUCAUUGCACUGAACCUUCCCCCAGGAGGAGAGCAAAGACUUCUUCAGCCAGUAAUCGUGUCUCCAAGUGGUACUAUCUUGAGGUUGAAAGGAGCGAUCCUGAGAAUGGCAUUCCUGGACACCACAGGCUGCUUGGUGCCCCCUGCAUAUGAACCCUGGAGAGAACACAACGUUCCUGAAGAAAAAGACGAAAAGGAGAAACUGAAGAAAAGACGGCCAGUCUCCGUAUCCCCUUCCUCUUCUCAGGAAAUUAGUGAGAACCAGUAUGCAGUGAUCUGUUCUGAAAAGCAAGCAAAAGUAAUCUCACUGCCAACCCAGAACUGUGCUUACAAGCAAAACAUUACAGAGACCUCAUUUGUGCUUCGUGGUGAUAUCGUCGCUUUGAGUAACAGUAUCUGCCUUGCCUGUUUCUGUGCCAAUGGACACAUCAUGACUUUCAGUUUGCCAAGUUUAAGGCCUCUGUUGGACGUGUAUUACUUGCCCCUUACCAACAUGCGGAUAGCCCGAACGUUCUGCUUUACCAACAACGGACAAGCCUUGUAUCUUGUCUCACCUACAGAAAUUCAGAGGCUCACUUACAGUCAGGAGACCUGUGAGAACCUUCAGGAAAUGUUGGGUGAACUCUUCACUCCUGUAGAAACACCCGAGGCACCAAACAGGGGAUUCUUCAAAGGCUUGUUUGGAGGCGGUGCACAGUCUCUUGAUAGAGAAGAACUAUUUGGGGAAUCAGCCUCAGGAAAGGCUUCGAGAAGUCUUGCACAGCAUAUCCCGGGCCCGGGAGGCAUUGAAGGCGUCAAAGGAGCAGCGUCUGGAGUGGUGGGUGAAUUAGCCCGCGCCAGGCUGGCGCUGGACGAGCGCGGCCAGAAACUCGGAGACCUGGAGGAAAGAACCGCAGCCAUGUUGUCUAGUGCGGAGUCGUUUUCCAAACAUGCUCACGAGAUGAUGUUGAAAUACAAAGAUAAGAAGUGGUACCAGUUCUGACAACCAGAAAUCCAACUAAGUCCAACUUCAGCCAAAAGGAAAACGAAUUUUCCUUUUUUACUUUAUUGAUUUUACUUUAGGAAAGUUAACAUUAAAGGGACGUUCACCACCGGCUACUGUUCUUUCCUAAGUCAUGCACUGUUUUACGUCAGUCACGUGGCUUUACCUGAGGACUGUUCCGACUCCGAGUGACACACACGCUGUGUGCCAGCUAAGAAGUCACAGUGUGGGAGCUGAGCAGGUCACACGAUACAGAUGAAGAAACAGAGGGGGAUGUAGAGACAUGGCAGGGACUAUUCCUGAAUCAUUCCUGCAUUAAACUUCUCAUACGCCAAAAGCUGUGUGCUGUUGUAUCUGCCGUCAGUGUUUGACCUCUGAGGGAGAGGCAGUGAGCUCGAAGUUCCGAAGCUGAAAUCGUUCAUGUUUGUCUCAUUGACUGAAUUACAAGCAGCUGUCUUGGACCGUCCCUCCCUUAAACUGACUGGUCAUCAGUAUCAUUAGUGAAAAAGCAACAAACUGUUUGUUACCAUAUCUUUAGACAGAUAAGCUGAAUGGUGGGCUUUCAAUAAUAAAAACAUACACAUGGUUGACUUGU